This is a messenger RNA of Galleria mellonella (greater wax moth), 6324 nucleotides long. RefSeq names its product 1-phosphatidylinositol 4,5-bisphosphate phosphodiesterase epsilon-1-like. Bases 390 to 6179 code for a protein of 1929 amino acids. Gene Ontology annotation, molecular function: phosphatidylinositol-4,5-bisphosphate phospholipase C activity; guanyl-nucleotide exchange factor activity. The record is from RefSeq and is a predicted model, not a curated record. The transcript has 45 exons. NCBI's taxonomy places the organism in Eukaryota, Metazoa, Arthropoda, Insecta, Lepidoptera, Pyralidae. Gene Ontology annotation, biological process: lipid metabolic process; small GTPase-mediated signal transduction; phosphatidylinositol-mediated signaling.
CUCCGCGCGGUGAGGUCGUGUUUCCCGCGCUCCAUUAAAAAAAAACGUGUAAAUUCGCGCGCCAUUGUUUUAUUUAACAUUAAAAAAAAAACAGUGCUGUGAAUUCUAUAGUGUAUCGAGUACUUUGAAUGUAUAGAUUGUACGUAGGAAAGUGGAAGAGAAAUGUACACAAAUAAUAACCGUUGAAGAAUGCGCGUAACAAUGGCGACCGCCGCAAAAUUCCACAUGGGCUCACAACAGAUGGCGCUGCACCAAUCAUGAAGUUCAAUCCUACCACCACUAGAUGGCGUGCUUUUAAAACAUUAAAGUGUCAGUGCAAUUGAUAAAUAUUGUGUUGAUAGUGGUUGCAUUAUAUAUAUAUAUAUUUUUAGUGUCAAAGUGCUUGUGAGAUGAUAGAGGGGUCCAGACACGGGCCCAGUGGCGCCUCGACGGGGCAUGAUUUUGAAAAAGAUGAUGAAAGUUCAGUGCCGGAAGACACAAGCUAUGAAGAACUCACGUCACUGAAGAGUCUGCUGCACUUUCCCGAGGAGGUGGCACUGAGGCUCACUGACACUGAGUACCAGCUGUUUUAUCAAGUACCUCCAAUAGAUUAUCUGAGACAAGUCACGUUGGACCUGGGCGGAGAGGGCGUGCUGGGGGCCGUCAGCGAGCGUCAUAUGAUACGCAGGGCGCCACCUACACACACGCAGCAAGCGAAGAGCACCGUACGCGCCCUCAUUCGAAGAUUCAACGAGGUCUCAGCGUGGGUGACGGAGUUGGUACUCUCGCAGACGACCUCCGAGGACCGGAAGGCGGCCCUCGCCUGUAUCCUGCGCAUCGCCCUCACCUGCUGGAACAUUGGAAAUUUCAACGGCGCUAUGGAGAUUGUCGCAGGCCUGAAGUCCAACAAACUCAAAGCCUUCUGGUUCAGCAUAUCGGACGAGCCGCUACCAGCGCUGGACUUCCUCUCAGCGGCUUUGCUGUCGGCGGAGUACGAACGAGCCCUAGGCCGAGCACUGGCCAUGCCCGAGUGUCGACUCAUACCGUUCUUUGGCGCCUUUUUAAGAGAACUCAGGGAAAUCCUGGCCGCGUCUCCGGCGCUCACCAGCCACUCAGUGGCGGCGACGCCCACGCACCGGCGUGACUUCAAGAGGGAAUCCACUAAAGAGGAUAGAGGGUCUCUAAAGAAGGACGCCAGACGGGAGAGUGGAAAGCGAGUCGACCAGGGCACCACGACUAGUCCACUCCGGGACAGCAAACGUGACUCCAGGGUCAACGAGCCUAGUCGACAAGUGUAUAUAGCAUCGUUCGACGAGGAAGGCGAAACGGCUCCCGGCUGGAGGCGCGUAGGUCCCGAGGGUCUGGUCAACUUGGAGAAGGUGUACCGGACGCAGGCCGUGAUGGACCACAUAGCUAGCUUCCAUCAGCACCAUUACGCGCUGGCGAGGAACAACCUUCCCAUUUUUGGGGACUUUUUAAGAGCAGCAAUGGCUGCGUGCGAAGAGCCAGUGUUCACCCAAUCCUCGCAGAAGACGUCCGGCUGUGACUUUGAGAAUGAGGCCUUAUACGAGCUGGAGGGGGGCGGGUAUUGCCCUGUACAGCCGCUCCCCCAUGACCACGGUGUCACCAUGUUCCCAUUAGCACCACAAAAUGGCGACAGAAUCGAUAGGCAUGUUUUACAAAUAAUGCAUCAUGGAACCGCAUGUAUAGUAGGGGAGGCAGAAUGGGGAGGCACUCUUGCGCAGCUGCGGUUGGAACGAGCCUGUGCGCUGCUCACUUGGUGUAGAACUGCCCACAGACCCCAUACACAACAUGGGGAUACUCCAUCGGAAAACAUGCAACAGCCAGAAGUCAGCCUCUCCUACAAUCCUGAAGAAGUUAUACCCCUGAAGUACACGGCGAAUGUUCAUGAUAACGAAGCGGGGAUUGUUGGUGAAGAAGGCUUCAUCGACCUCCAGUGCGUGAAGGACAUGCGCCUCGGUGGCAAGCUGUUGGAACCGAGAGACUACUCCGAGCUGACCGCCUGCGCGAAACGGCACGGCCUCGAGAGCUGUUCGCAUGGACCACAUAUCAUUUCCCUGGUGUACGGCCGGACGCUUAGCGACAACCGGACUGUGCAUUUGGUGCUACCAUCUUACUCUUAUAGGGUGUGGGCGGUGGGACUGCACUCCGUCAUUCGAGCGCUGAUGAGCCAAGCCAAGCUGGCUGAUAGGAGUUUAGCAUGGCUGAAGAAUAAGUACACAGCACUGUACUACGAAGACGGGUGCUGUUGCGAGCCACUCGUCUCUGAUGCUAUUAGGGUAUUCGGCGGACGGGAGAGCACAUGUGGCAGCUCGUCGCACUCCACACCCGUCAAGGGGGCCUACACAGACUCGCACUCGGAUUCCAUUAGAAGUACAGGGAUUAAAUUUAAGAAAAACAAAUCCACAUCAGAACUGAAGACAAGCUCGCCGAAGAGUUACGGCUCCACGCACACGUCAGGCACUCGGAGUGAGGAUGAAGUGGUGCUAACUCACUCACCGAGACACAGCUCGUACUCAGCUGCUAUGAGUCAACACCACCCGUGCGCCCCACGGCACAGCAGCCUGACAGCGGCGGCUACCAGCAUCAUGGCCGGCUCGCCGAACAGGAGUAGUUUAAGAAGACUGGAGACCAGCGAAAGAUUUUGGGAGAACCUGAAACACUUGAGGACUGGCUCCGUCGGUUACGAUACGCAAUUAGAUUUUAUGGACUUCGUCGCCUUAUUCAGAAGUUUUAGUUUAGUAAUGCGUUCAGAAUUGCGUGAUGUGUUCGAACAACUAGCAGUGCCUAGAAAUAAAUCACCCCUGCUGGGGACAGAGAAGAGUCGAAGUUCCCCAGAAUUGUUUAGAGGAAAAGCUGCCUUUAGAACUGGCCUAUUAACUAGGAAUGGAUCGUUAGACUUAGAACCUCCCAGUGAUAAAGCGAGUCGAAAGAAGGCUUUCGACCUGCUGGCGGCCGCCGCUCUACCUGGGGCGUGCCCAGACGUGAGCGGCAGGGUACUGUCGAUGCCAACGCUAGGCAAAUUCUGUGAGACAAGACAAAAUGAACCAAAGACUGAGGAUCAGCUGAGAGAUAUAAUUCAGAGACACGAACCGGACUCGACGUUGCGCUCUGAACACUGCCUCUCUUUCGAGGGGUUCGUAAGAUUUCUCACGGACAAGGACAACUACGCAUUCGUGCCUGAGCAAAGGAGAGCUAACAAUUUCAUUAGCAAGCCCCCCAAAACUGACGACGAGGAGCUAAGCAGGGAUAUCUCCAAGCAGAUGAGCGGUCCACUCAGCCAGUACUACAUAGCCAGCAGCCAUAAUACUUACCUGACCGGCCACCAGUUGAAGGGGGAGUCCUCCGUUGAGCUGUACAGCCAGGUGCUUCUAACGGGAUGUCGGUGCGUGGAACUGGAUUGUUGGGACGGAGACGACGGCAGCCCGGUCAUCUACCAUGGACACACGUUCACAACCAAAAUCCCGUUUCGGAGAGUCGUGGAAACGAUAGCACGGAGUGCGUUCGUGGCGUCUCCAUACCCCCUGAUCCUGAGCAUCGAGAACCACUGCAGCCUGCCGCAGCAGCAGGUCAUGGCCAGCACGUUUGAGGCAGUGUUCGGAGACAAGCUGGUGACGUCAUUUCUAUUCGAAAUUGACUACACCGAUGACCCUCGGCUGCCGAGUCCCGAACAGCUCAAAUAUAAGGUGCUUAUAAAAAACAAGAAACUCCCACCAAUAGAGUCUAGCCCGACCGUCGGACUUACUGGCGCGAGUUCAGCUCAAGGCUACAGCGGAGUCCUCGCUACUGCCUUCAGGUCAAACGGCAUCCGACACACCAGCACCUCACUCCAGGAGCAAAGCAACAGGACCAGUUCGAUCAUGUCCAACCAGUCGGCGGGCAGCUCGCUCACCGAGUACUUCUCCGACGAGGACUAUGAUGAAGACGACGAGGAACUUGAUGAGAAGGAACUGCACAAAAUCCUCAAAUCCAUGGAGGACAAGUGCGGUCGGACGUCCCUCUCGCUCUAUCAGAGCUUCAGAAGGAGUGAGGGGGACGGAGAGACAACAACUGGAAGCGUCAAACACACAACUACGAGGAAACGAAGCAAUCAAAUCGCCAAAGAGCUGAGCGAUAUGGUCACAUAUGUUCAGGCAAUAAAAUUUCGUGGCCUCAGCCCCUUAUCGCCGAAGAGUUCCAUCAAACAGCCGAGCAGUUCAAGCGCCGCUAAAGACAGCGCUCCCUGCAGCAGCUUCGAGUCUUCAGAGAGCAGCGACAGUACCGGGACGCAAUUAGCCCAGCAAUCACAGUCGUCCGGCGGUCGCGCCCGCUGUCUGAACGCUCCGGCCGUCCACCACCCGUGCUACCGGUGCUCCUCCGUCAACGAAGCGAUUGGCAAGAAGAUCUGCAGGAAGCAUCCACUUGCCCUGGUCGCUCAUACGGAAACCCAACUGGUUAGGACUUAUCCCGCCGGCCUAAGGAUCGACUCGUCGAACUUCGACCCGGUUACGUUCUGGUCGUGCGGCGUGCAGCUGGUCGCGCUCAACUACCAGACUGAGGACGCGGCGAUGGCGGUGAACGCCGCCAUGUUUGAAAGCAACGGCUGCGUGGGCUACGUUAGGAAACCGCCUGUCAUGUGGGAUCCUGGCCAUAUCGCUUAUAGACGGUUCAAUCCAAUGGACAAGGAGUUCGACGGCAUCCACGCGGCCCACCUGACCCUGGCGGUCAUAUCGGGCCAGUACGUCGCCGAGAACGUGUACUCAUUCUACAACGCCUUCGUGGAAGUGGAGAUACUGGGCGUGCCGGCGGACUGCAAGAAGAUAAGGACCAAGGUCGCCAGGAAGAACGCCCUGAACCCUAUAUGGAAUGAGACGUUCAGUUUCAAGGUCAACUUUCCCGAGCUAGCGUUCGUCCGUUUCGAGAUAUACGAUGCGGACACCAAUUAUAUGCUGUCACAGAGGGUGAUACCUCUGCAGUGUCUUCGGCCCGGCUACAGACACGUACGACUACGGUCACCAACAAACCAGCCACUAAACAUGGCGUCCCUCCUCAUCUUCUCCCGGUGCUGCGAGGAGUUGGCAGGCGAGUCGUGCCGCGGGGACCUGGAGCCGAGCUCGCCCCACGAGAGGCGGAAGAUCCACUUCCUGGUGGUCUACGCGGUGGCCAGACACGAACCGUACUCAAUACUCAAGGUCACGCAGGACACCACAGCAAACGAGGCCAUAGCCCAAUGCCUAACAAAGGCUGGGGUUUGCCGGUCGUCCCGGGGUAACUACGUGCUGGUGGAAGAAGUACCCUCCAGGGCACCGACACAGAGGGUUUUGGCUCCUCACGAGAGGGUGCUAAGAGCGGCCACAGCCAGACCUGGAGCGAGAUUGCUCUUGAAGAGAGUUGGAGAUGAUCCCAGUAGCAGAGCUUGGUUGACUAGUAUCAGAUCAGCGUCGUCGGACCGGUCGCGCGACCGCACAGUCCAGUCGGACGACGAGUCGAGCGCCCAGGAGGAGGAGACGCGGCGGCCGCCCGACAGCUUCCUCGUGUGCGUGCACAAUGUCUCCCACGAGAUACCCUACGCGAUACUCAAGGUGCCGUUGAGUGCAACAGCGUCGUACGUCGUCUACCAAGCGCUCACAAAAGCCCGAUGUCACGAUGACCCUAAAAGAUUUGUGCUGGUCGAAGAACUGGAGUGGGGUGGACGGACUGGGACAGGUCCUCAGCAAAGGGCUCUAGCUGAUGAUGAAGUGGUGUACGCUGCUCAGGCAACUUGGAAAACUCUAGGCAGAUUCGUUCUUCAAGAGAAAGGCAGUACAGCGCCCAUACCCAGGCAUAGGGCUGCAAUAGCGAGGAUACAACGGGGGCUCAGCAUGACCAGAGGAGCCAUUACAGGUGGGGCGUUCCCUCUCGGAGGCAGCGUGGCGACAGAGAAUGUAGCGACAGAAGGAAAACCGCCCGUACAACCCGCGUACAGUGAGCCCACACAAUGCAGACGAAUAUCAACAACGCCCUUGGGCAAAGGCAUUGGUCGCGCCAAAGGACACUCCGACAAGGACAUGAGAACGUUUAUGCAAAGGCGAGCCGGAUCGAGAGAGGUACAUUCGGAGGGCGAGACGGUCGGCGGGUCGCUGGGUGCUGAAGCACUCGCUGCACAAGUAGCAAGGUUUAAGCGUGUCUCAUUGAGAAAAUUGCGGGCGUGGCGCUCCUGAGUGUGGCAGGUUUUUCGCCGGCUCGGCACCAGGUUAGCUAACCACCGGGCCUCCCUAUCAUCAGAGCUCGGUUCUCUCUGGGACUUCAUCCGUAUAGAUCGCGACAGACGACGGUCAGCCCCAGCAGGUACCUCCUACGAACCCA